AUGGAAGAAACUACAGAGCAGAAAGCGACACCUCAGGCGGUUGUGCCGACGUAUAUCCUUGACGCUUUUAUCCCUGGCUACUCCGCGCUUCACAACGUAAUCCUGCACGUUUUGGGCACAGACAUAAACUACCUGGUCUCCUCCGCAGCAAUCCUGUGGCUCUUCUCAAAAGUAUUGUACUCGCCAUGGGAGACCCUCAUGGAUCUCGUCGAGGAAUACUUCAUGUCCUCCUUAACCAUCGAAGAAAACAACCGGGAUCUGUGUAAAAUACAACUCGCAUACUUCGCCAAACGUGAAGCUGAAUUGCGGAUACGAUCUAUAAACGCAGCUCUCAAUCACGACCCUGAAGAGCGGACGGACGAAGAGAUGGUAUCAGAGAUGGGCUGGCUGAAUUUUGCAUUCAGCGAUGCAAAUACACCGAUGAGGUAUAGCGCACGUGGAAUUCCUUAUCGUCGUGGAUACCUCCUUUAUGGUCCUCCAGGAACUGGCAAAUCUUCCCUCGCAUACGCUGUAGCUGGGCUCUUUGGCCUUGAGAUCUUGUUCUUGUCACUCAUGGACAAGAAUCUGGAUGAAGAAAAGCUUUCGGACCUCUUCGCCGCCCUACCGGAGAAAUGCUUGGUCCUGCUUGAAGACAUCGAUUCUGCUGGCUUGAAUAGGGACAUGGACGAAUCCGAGGACGAAGAUAGUGAAUCCGAAGACGAAGAUGAUUCUAAAUCUGCCAAGAAGAAAGCCAGCAAAGAGAACAAGAAUACCUCAAAAAACAAGGGGAUUUCUCUGAGUGGGUUGCUGAAUACCAUCGACGGUGUUGCCUCGAAUGAAGGCCGUGUGCUCUUCAUGACCACCAACUGCCCAGAGAAGCUUGAUUCAGCUUUCAUCCGCCCUGGUCGUAUUGAUCUUCAAGUAGAAUUUACAAAUGCCACGCAAUUUCAUGCCAAAGAAAUAUUUGAACGCAUGUAUGCUAGACAGCCAAUUAGAACCAACGCUUCCGUUAGUACACCCGAGGCAAUUAUCGAUGAGAAGGAAACAACAUCCGAGGACAGAAUAUACGGGGAAGAGAUUAAGGCGAUGGCACUUGAAUUUGCUGAUCAUAUUCCCGAUGGCCUGUUGAGUCCGGCUGAGAUCCAAGGCUUCCUCCUAAAUCGUCGAAAGGAACCGAAAAAGGCUCUAGAAGAGGUAACGACCUGGGUCAAGGGGCUUUUAGAGUCGAAGAAGAAGGGAAAGAAGGUUGUUGGUGCUCACUCGCAAGCAUGGCACAGUGCUGCAAAGCACCCUAAAGCUGGCACGACACACGAUCAUACUCACGCCUCAGACCCAAGUCGGCUGGUAAUGUAUGUUCAGACAUUCAAAACACCGAACAAAGAACCUCUAUCAUUGCUGCCACUCAUCGAGAAGCACACCAAGGUGACCCACAUUAUAUUGGCAUCUUUGCAUCUACAUGAUGUUCCUGGCGAGAUUCGGUUGAACGACGACCGACUUGAGUCACCAGUUUGGGAUGAUCUUUGGCAUGAAACUUGGUUGUUGCGGCAGAAUGGUGUCAAGGUGAUGGCACUGCUGGGAGGUGCCGCAGGAGGGACUUACAAAAGACUAAAUGGAACUGAUGCUCAAUUUUACGCCUACUACAAUCCUCUACUUGCGCUCAUUCGGAAGUACCAUUUUGACGGGUUAGAUUUGGACGUCGAGGAAAAUGUUGACAUAAGCACACCGAUUCGCUUGAUGACUGCUUUGCGUCGAGAUAUGGGUCCAGAUUUUAUAAUAACAAUGUCACCAUUGGCAUCGGCGUUAACUGACGAACUCGGGCAGAACUUGUCUGGAUUUUCGUAUUUCGAGCUCGAGAAAUUCGCAACCAUGCCAGGAUCCGAUGAGAAGCUUGUAUCAUGGUAUAACGGCUUGUUUUACGGCCCAUUUGCUAGAGGACCACCUGUUUUUGAUGCGUGUGUAGAGGCGGGAUGGGACCCCUCAAGGAUAGUAAUGAUCGUGCUGGAUUGUGCAGAUGAUGGCCAACCGAAUGGCUUCGUCCAUAUCGAAGAUCUCCAAGAGACCAUUAAAAACCUGCGGGCUUUAUAUCCGGGCUUCGGCGGCAUGGGAGGUUGGGAGUAUCAUGAUGCAGGAAUGAGUGACUGGGAUGUAUAUCAACCAUGGCUGUGGGUGAAGAGGGUGGGCGAUGCACUAUUUGACCCUCUACAACAAGCUCUCGGCAAAGGAGUCGCGGAUGAGUUGAGAUAA
Molecule: messenger RNA, 2223 nt
Organism: Glarea lozoyensis ATCC 20868
Lineage: Eukaryota; Fungi; Ascomycota; Leotiomycetes; Helotiales; Helotiaceae
Product: P-loop containing nucleoside triphosphate hydrolase
Exons: 6
Coding region: 1-2223 (740 amino acids)
Biological process (GO): protein insertion into mitochondrial inner membrane from matrix; carbohydrate metabolic process; mitochondrial respiratory chain complex III assembly
Cellular component (GO): mitochondrial inner membrane
Molecular function (GO): hydrolase activity, hydrolyzing O-glycosyl compounds; ATP binding; ATP hydrolysis activity
Source: RefSeq, a predicted model, not a curated record